This is a messenger RNA of Prorocentrum cordatum, 735 nucleotides long. The record is from the annotation of a GenBank genome assembly. Lineage: Eukaryota; Dinophyceae; Prorocentrales; Prorocentraceae.
AUGCCUGGUACGCAGCUCUGUGUGACAUCGUGGCAGCUCAUCGCGCUGCCGCGGCGGGCAGCGUGGCCGGCACGUCGCAUCGCUGCGCGCACCGGCCUCGGCCAGCAGGUCCCGAGAGCCUGUCUGCCGGCCUGUCUGCCGGGCUCGUGCUCGAAGGGCGCGGGCUCGCAGAUCUCCGUCUUCAGCAUGGCUGUUGGACAGCCGUUCGAGCGGCCCAAGCUGCUGGCCCUCCGAGAGCAGCUGCUGCACGUCGCGCAGGAGGUGCUGCAGCAGGACAUGGUCGGCACGAGGCCCCAGAGGCAGCGGAGGAGGCUUCCUGAAGGCGCUUCCGACCCGCGGAUGCCUCCAGCGCCCCCGAUCGUGCCCGAGGCCACGGGCGUCACUGGAGAGCUUCCCAGGGAGAUCGUCUCCAGUGAGGAGCACUCCACGGCGCGCUCCUCGCGCACCAGCAGCGCGCGGCGGCGGCCCUCGCGCCCGGGCUCGAGCCGCCAGCCGGCGGCGAGCGGCAACGCCCCGCCCGCCGACGCCGUCGACUUAGGCGACCUUGCGAUGGUGGAUGUCAAGCUGCAGGCGGGCAUGCUGCGGUCGGCCACGCCGGAGGGCGAGCUGGCCCCCGAGGAGGCGGAGAAUUUCUCUCGGCUGCCGAGCCUGAGAGCAGCGAGCAGGCAUGCCGGCGGCUCGGCCACGCCAGACGGCUGGACCCACCUGCCGCAGCCUCCCGCGACGGCGCGGUGA